AGACCGCGCGGGUUGCGUUCAUGACCCGAGGGUUUUUAAAAACACUCGACCGAAAUAGUUCUGCUUGAAACCUCAGCCUAUGUGCUUCCAUCUGACUCAACGUGCUCAAACGUUGUUUGACCUUCACAAGGUCAGAGAAGGUGAAUCGGACAGGUUGUGUGCAGGAACGACAAGACACCAGAAGAGAUCAUGAGUGGACUAUAGACACUUCAUCGGCCUGAAUCAGGAUGUCGAUCACAAGGAUUCACGCUCGGGAGAUCUUGGACUCCCGAGGAAACCCCACAGUUGAGGUGGACCUGUGGACCGCUAAGGGCCUCUUUAGGGCAGCAGUUCCUAGCGGCGCAUCAACAGGUAUCCAUGAGGCUCUGGAGCUCCGUGAUGGAGAUAAAAGCCGCUACCUGGGCAAAGGUACGACCAAGGCUGUGGAUCAUGUGAACAAGGACAUCGCUCCUAAGCUGAUUGAGAAGAACUUCAGCGUUGUUGAACAAGAGAAGAUCGACAACUUCAUGCUGGAGUUGGAUGGCACUGAAAACAAAUCUCAGUUUGGUGCCAAUGCCAUCCUGGGUGUGUCGAUGGCCGUCUGCAAGGCUGGAGCAGCUGAGAAAGGGGUGCCUCUCUACCGCCAUAUUGCAGAUCUGGCUGGAAACAAGAAUGUCAUCCUUCCUGUUCCUGCCUUCAAUGUGAUCAAUGGAGGAAGCCAUGCUGGAAAUAAACUGGCCAUGCAGGAGUUCAUGAUCCUCCCUGUCGGAGCUGCCAACUUCCACGAAGCCAUGAGGAUCGGAGCUGAGAUUUACCACAACCUGAAGAACGUGAUCAAGGCCAAGUACGGCAAGGAUGCCACCAAUGUGGGCGAUGAGGGUGGAUUUGCACCCAACAUCCUGGAGAACAAUGAAGCUCUCGAGUUGUUGAAGACUGCCAUCGAGAAGGCCGGAUACCCUGACAAGAUAAUCAUUGGGAUGGAUGUGGCUGCAUCCGAGUUCUUCCGCAGUGGAAAGUACGAUCUGGACUUUAAGUCUCCCGAUGACCCAUCCAGACACAUCAGUGGUGAACAGCUGGGAGACUUGUACCGCACCUUCAUCAAGAACUACCCAGUCCAGUCUAUUGAGGAUCCAUUUGACCAGGAUGACUGGGAGCAGUGGUCUAAGUUCACUGCCUCAGUUGAGGGGCACAUCCAGAUUGUGGGCGACGAUCUGACCGUCACCAACCCCAAGAGGAUCCAGCAGGCGGUUGACAAGAAGGCCUGCAACUGCCUGCUGCUCAAGGUCAAUCAGAUCGGCUCAGUGACCGAGUCCAUCAAGGCGUGCAAGCUGGCUCAGAGCAGCGGCUGGGGUGUGAUGGUUAGCCAUCGUUCUGGAGAGACUGAAGACACCUUCAUCUCUGACUUGGUUGUUGGACUCUGCACCGGACAGAUUAAAACUGGCGCCCCCUGCAGAUCUGAACGUUUGGCCAAAUACAACCAGCUUAUGAGGAUUGAAGAGGAGCUGGGAGACAAUGCCAAGUUUGCCGGCAAGGACUACCGCCACCCCAAGGUCAACUAAAACAUCCUCGAGCCCAUCUGGUACCUGAACCCGACCGACUGACAACUGCUAAUCCUGAACACCUUGGAUGAGAGGUCUGGGUCAGGGUGGUUUGACGCUGCCUCUUCCUAGAUGUAAUUCCAUUGUUUUCUAUGCAAACACAAAGAUGCAAUAAAGGUUCUAAACUAAAACAAGAA
Synchiropus splendidus (mandarinfish) is the source of this 1714-nucleotide messenger RNA. It is a transcript of the gene eno3, whose product is annotated as enolase 3, (beta, muscle). The transcript is spliced from 14 exons. The record is from RefSeq and is a predicted model, not a curated record. Bases 228 to 1538 code for a protein of 436 amino acids. Gene Ontology annotation, molecular function: magnesium ion binding; phosphopyruvate hydratase activity. Gene Ontology annotation, cellular component: phosphopyruvate hydratase complex. NCBI's taxonomy places the organism in Eukaryota, Metazoa, Chordata, Actinopteri, Syngnathiformes, Callionymidae. Gene Ontology annotation, biological process: glycolytic process.